AUGAAAAGUUGGAAAAUUGAGACCAGUGGUGUUCUCAGUUUAGACGGUCCUGUUCUCGUCCAGGAUUUGCUUCUUCUUUAUAAAGGAAACACAGUAGCAUGGCAUAAUUUGUUGUUUGCUGUACGUAACUAUCCAGAGCCACUUUCAUUUAACAGCGUCGACCUGCUUCAGCUUCAGAAAAAAAAGGGUUUAAAAACUGAGUGCCACAGAAUCAGAAGCCAUCUGAUUGAUACAUUCUGGAGCAGUGCAGGCACUUCGGAUAGCGCUCCUGAAAAGAUUCUACAGAUAUCACGGACAGUCAAUCAAAAGCUUAUACAUGGACCUUCCGCGGCCGUUACUGGACCAAAAUGGCUUCUCUUUCCCAGAGAGCUUAAGCCAGUCCCCAUCGGAGUAGUGUAG
Molecule: messenger RNA, 399 nt
Organism: Eruca vesicaria subsp. sativa (arugula)
Lineage: Eukaryota; Viridiplantae; Streptophyta; Magnoliopsida; Brassicales; Brassicaceae
Source: the annotation of a GenBank genome assembly